Molecule: messenger RNA, 369 nt
Organism: Acanthocheilonema viteae
Lineage: Eukaryota; Metazoa; Nematoda; Chromadorea; Rhabditida; Onchocercidae
Source: the annotation of a GenBank genome assembly
AUGCCAUCGAAAAAGGGUGCUGCUGAAAGUGGCGCUUCGAAAAAAGGUAAUGUGGGAAAGAAGGAAUGCAAAGGUGGUACCGCGAUCAAAGUCAGACAUAUUUUAUGCGAAAAACAUGGGAAGGCAAUGGAAGCCAUUGAGAAAUUGAAAUCUGGUUCGAAGUUCAACGAAGUAGCUGCGGAUUACAGUGAAGAUAAGGCUAAAUCGGGAGGUGAUCUCGGUUGGAUGAUUCGUGGAUCGAUGGUAGGUGCAUUCCAGGAUGCUGCGUUUGCUCUUCCGAACAGUACUGUUGAUAAACCCGUGUAUACUGAUCCACCAGUAAGAACGCAAUUCGGUUAUCAUAUCAUCAUGGUUGAAGCUAGGAAGUGA